Messenger RNA from Notodromas monacha, 2361 nucleotides. Lineage: Eukaryota; Metazoa; Arthropoda; Ostracoda; Podocopida; Cyprididae. The record is from the annotation of a GenBank genome assembly.
AUGAUUGACGAGUGGGAAGAAGUGAAGCGGCUCGCGAGCGACUUGCAGCGUGCGCAAUCAGCAUCGAGUUCUCAACGGUUGUCUGAGCGGAAUUGCGUGGAGGUCGUGAGCAAGUUGGUGGAGAUGAAACUGCUCGAAGUUUACUUCACGAACGACGCGAGACAAUACGUUACUCCCGCUCAACUUGCCCGGGAAAUUCAGGAUGAACUGUACCUUCACGGAGUUGAGGAGAUGCUCUCCACUGUGGACGAGGACAUCGGAAUAAUGCCACCAAAUGACAUGCAAAUCCAGAAAUAUAAAUUAGAAAAUUAUCUUGAGAACGGGCACGUGCUUCUCAGUAAUGAACAAAUUAUUUCCGUGGAAGAAAAACGUCGCCUGGGGGUCGCUGAACUUUCGACAUUACUGAAUGUCGACUACAAUCGCAUCGAAGAAUGUUCCGAGUCACUCGCGAGACAAGGGAAAUUCCAGAUUAGCAUGGGGGAACUUCUCUCGUGCGAAUACAUGGAUGGAGUAGCGGAAAAUCUGAACGAGAAAUUGCAGCAGGAAGGUUUCAUCAAUCUGGCUCGUCUCACCAAAGCCCUGGACAUCCCCACGGAAUUUCUUCGAAAGGAAAUGGAAAAGCGAGCGAAGAACGUAUUGAUCGGGCGUCAAGACGAAACUGACUCCAAUCUGUUUGUGACGGAUGCGUACUUAUCACGAAAUCGUGCUAAAAUUCGUGGAGCACUUUCUGGAGUCACCAAACCGACGCGAUGCGCGCAAAUUAUCUCUCAUCACGAGCUUUCCGAACACAUGUUUCAAGCAUUUUCGGAAGAGCUCUUGAGGACAGGUCGAAUCGCUGGCGUGAUUUCGGGAGGGAAAAAUAUUUCGUCUUCCGUUUUCAUCCCGGAAAUUCAUUCCCACGCGCAAAGCCAAUGGGUUUCGCAGUACUUCCGGCAGAAUGGAUUCGUUGAUUACGAAGCUGUUUCACGCCUGGGUAUCACGGAUCCGAAAGCGUUUAUUCGUCGAAUCCUCCCGGACGAAGAAGGAUUGGAAUUCUUGAGCAAGGCGUGUGUCGGGAAAACAAUGACGAGCCAAGUUCAAGCCAGUUUGCAGGAUGAACUCAGUACCUGUGACUGGGUCGAUGCUGAGCCGUUUUUACCAUCCAACCUUGCUCAAGAAGAAAUUGGAGAGCUGAUUGAGCUUGUGCUGAAACGCUGGGAAACACGCGGAGUGAAGUUGCCGAAAGUCAUUGGAAAGUCGCUUCUGGUUUCGGAAACGUUGUCAACGAAAGUGCUACAGCUUCUCGAUCCUAUCGUCGACAACAAAGCAAAAGAAGACGUUGCGAAAGGAACAUUCAAAAUUAACCUGAAGGCACCGAAGGCGAAGCCUGUGACGAAAAAGCCUUCGAAACGGGACAGCGACGACGAAGACGACGGAGGUGGCCGUGGUUCCAAGAAGAAAGAAGAACGGCGGAAGAAGGCCGCCGGUGGGAAAGCUGGUGGCGGCGCUCAAGGCAGGGAGACCAAAACCAAGUCGACCAAGAAAAAAUACAUGGCUGGGAAAGACGCGCAAGAUUUUGACGAGCAUUCGUCGGAGGAAGAAUCUUUGGAUCCCCGAGCAAUGGUCGACACUGGAGCCGAGUUUAUGCCCUUGAAGGACUUGUCGGAUGUUGUGAAAAAUUUGGACGUGUUGAGGGAUGCUCCUCCGUCCCUGGGAGACAAGUUGGCCGCUGAAUUGAGAAAGAUACUGAAUACCAAGUACAAUGAACUGGCGAAAACGUAUGCACUUGCUUCCACUCCCGAUUCCGCAUCCGACAUCAAGACCAAGUUCCUUGCUGCUCUUAGAACGAGUGCUGGUGACGCGUUGGCCAAUAUUCGUUUAUACGCGAAAGGUUCCGAUUUUGUGACGGAAACAGAUUCAGAGCUGGGAGCUCAGUUGAAGAAGCAUUUGUGUCGUACUUUGGUGUCGCAAUUGGCGCACAAGUCAGUGCUUUACUUGGCCUGGACUUCGGAGGAUGGAGAGAAUUUGGAAGUUGAUGCCCAGGACAUUGACAAGACGGAGUUCUGGGAAAAUUUUCCAACUGAAGUGAAGGCAAGGUUGAUGCAGUCCUUGCCGAACGAGAUGAAGGCUGAGGUGACCAAGAUGAUGAAGAACCUUUCUGGGGAUGACCUCGAAGUUUCCCUGAAGGAUUUGGAGACUUUACUCGGACCGGGAUACUGCGAAAUCCUCUUCAAAAAGCCCGACAAGAAACGCGACAAGUCAUUGCACCACGACCGGAACCACUUGUGGAGGCGGCGACAAGAGGAGCCCCGACUCGGCACUUUGAUCUUAGCUCUUGACUCAGCAACUGCUCCUGACUUUACUAUUGUGUGUUACGUGUGA